Messenger RNA from Harmonia axyridis, 716 nucleotides. RefSeq lists its product as uncharacterized. The transcript has 2 exons. NCBI's taxonomy places the organism in Eukaryota, Metazoa, Arthropoda, Insecta, Coleoptera, Coccinellidae. The record is from RefSeq and is a predicted model, not a curated record. Bases 96 to 614 code for a protein of 172 amino acids.
UAAAUCUUACAGAUUCAAGACAUCAAAUCGUCUAUUUCUUUGAUUAUAAAAAUAAGAAUUGAUUACAUUCUUAUAAAUCAAAAACGUAAGCUAUAAUGACGACAACCAUGAAAAUUUGCAUCGCUUUGGAAGCAUCAAAUACUGAUAAGAAGAAAAAUACAUACAAAUUCAAAUGGAUCCAAACUACGGGAACAGAAAAAACAUAUUAUGAAAUACCAGAGGACAAACAGGAUAUAUCUGACCAUCAUGAACUUUUGGCUCUACCGAAGGUGAAGAAUAUCUUGAAAUCGAUUGAAGCAAGAGGUUCAUUUCGUACGAGCGUCAUUUCAUUAACCCCGGAGUUGAAAGAAAUAUAUUUUGAUGCCGAAGAAGAUGUGAUGUUUAAGGAUGAAUAUUUACAACUGAUUUAUUCACCCGCAUACGUGAGAACAGUAUUUGGACAAGAAUCAUCAGAACCACAGAAUACGGUAGAGCUUCCAAGAAAAAGCAAGGAGAAUAAAAAGGAUUUCAAGAAGAUAAAGGAGGAUUUUGUGCUGAAUAAUUUUGAUGAUUCAGCCUCCUGUUACUCCCUCACCUGCCAUUGUUCCCCCUGUUGCAAGCUCAGACUGGGCUAGCCAAGCACAAGAGGAAUGGAGCGCUUCUGUUAGUCAACCAAACUCUAGCUGGGCCGCAGCUAGCAGCGAAUGGCAUUAAUAAUCCAUUCACUGAUUGACAUU